UCAGAGGACGAGGAAGAGGAGGAGGAGGAAGUUAGAGAGGAGCAGCCAUUGAUUUAUAGAGGACACGGUUCAACGUAUGGCGCCCUUUAUAGUGCUAGAGAUAACACUGACUCUGAGCUCUCGCACGUGAAUGCGUACGAAGACCGUGCCAAUCCCGUGUCUCUCCUCUUUUUCUUGUGGGUGUGGCCUCUGCUGAGACGAGGUGCCGUGGGGGGUCUUGAAUCAACGACUGACCUUCCCCCACUACCAAAGACUCUGCAAACUUCCCUCAUUCGUGAGAAAUUCAGAAAAGUUCUGGUACGGAGAGGGAGUGUAGCGACUGCUUCAACAAACGUGGAUGUUAACGUGAGUGUUAGUGGCCAACAGGGGACGGAGGGGUGGAGCACAGGUGGUGCGUCGUUUUUAGACUCAGAGGUAGCGAUGAGAUCCAUUGCAAGAACGACGCCACUACCGUCCACUACCCCACCAUUGACUAGCACUGACAGUAGUACAGACUAUACUGGGCCUGGACCGUCCGUGGAUGGUGCAAAGUUUCGGAAAACUGGCUCACAGACGGAUGGGAGAACCGCAAAGCAGUCUACAUCGCUGCUGUUCCUAUUCUCUGCCGCCAACCGCGCGUUUGGGUGGCACUACUACCCACUGGGUCUGAUCAAGUUUACCACGGACCUGCUGGGUUUUGCAGGGCCUCUCCUCCUCUACCAGCUAGUGUCUUUCAUUGAGAACAAACAAGAGCCAAUGUACUAUGGCUAUCUGUUUGCUCUGGGACUGAUGUGCAGCACACUGGUCACUGCUAUACUUACCUCUCAUUUCAAUUACCAGGUGAAUAAAGUAGGGCUGAAGGUGCGGGCAGCUCUUAUCACGGAAGUUUACAGGAAGUCCCUGUCAAUAAGCCUGUCAACAAUGUCCAGAUAUUCAACUGGACAGGUGGUGAAUUUCAUGAGUACCGACACCGACCGCAUCGUCAACUUCUGUCAGAGUUUCCACCAGUUUUGGAGUCUUCCAUUCCAGAUAGCCAUCUCUCUAUACCUCCUUUACCAACAGGUAGGGCUAGCAUUUCUGGCCGGUGUGGCGUUCUGUAUUCUCCUGAUUCCUGUAAACCGGUGGCUGGCCGUCAAGAUUGGCCAACUGAGUACAAGAAUGAUGGCCGACAAAGACAAUAGAGUCAAGGUCAUCAGUGAAGUAUUGACUGGGAUCCGUGUCAUAAAGUUCUAUGCUUGGGAAAAACACUUUUCUUCCAAGAUAUUUGAGCUCAGAGGGCGUGAGCUGAAGAGUCUGAAAGGUCGCAAGUAUCUGGACGCUCUCUGCGUGUAUUUCUGGGCCACAACUCCUGUCCUUAUCUCUAUCCUAACCUUCACUACAUACGUGGCACUUGGCAACCACCUCACCGCUGCUAAAGUGUUUACCAGUGUUGCUCUGUUCAAUGUGCUGAUCAGUCCUCUGAAUGCCUUUCCCUGGGUCAUCAAUGGACUGAUGGAGGCCUGGGUGUCAGUGAAGAGGGUCCAGCUGUUCCUGCAGUUGGAGGAGAUUGACUGGGCCCGCUACUACUGCCUUGACUAUGGACACUAUGGUGGGCACAGAGCCGACAGUGUUAAGAGUAAUGCUGCUGCUGCAGCAAUGUGUAUCAAUGAUGCCAGCUUUUCCUGGAGGAAUAGUGCUGGAGAAGAAGAAGAGGGAGGGAGUGGGGAAAACAGAGAGUCUGGGGAAGAUGGAGAGGAGAGGAGAGUCAAAAGAACGUGGACUCUUACUAAAGUUAACCUCACUGUUCCUCGUGGCAAGUUGGUAGGGGUGACAGGCCGGGUGGGGUCUGGAAAGAGCUCCCUGCUGGCAGCCAUCACUGCUGAGAUGAUCAGACUACAAGGACAGGUGUUCAUAGACAAUCUCGUUGAUGGGUUUGGAUUGGUGACUCAGGAGGCCUGGAUCCAACAGGCAACUGUGAAGAGCAAUAUUCUGUUUGGCCGUGAGAUGAAGCCCGCAUUCUACCUGCAGGUGGUGAAUGCCUGCGCCCUGCAGGAGGACUUGAGAAUUCUGCCGGCAGGGGAUGAAACAGAGGUGGGGGAGAAUGGAGUGACCCUCAGUGGGGGGCAGAAGACCCGUCUCUCUCUUGCCAGGGCUGUCUACCAGGACAAGUCAGUGUACCUGUUGGAUGAUCCUCUGGCUGCAGUGGAUGCUUACGUGGCUAGACAUCUCUACACUCACUGUAUAAUGGGACUCAUGGGACACAAGACUCGCAUCCUCUGCACCCACCACCACAGGUUUCUGCGUGAUGCAGACUGGGUGGUGGUGAUGGAGGGAGGGAGGGUGGACCAGGUCCACUCCGGACCUCCCGGCACUGUCUUACCCUGGCUUGAGACACAACAGCAGGAAAUGGCUCCAGGAGCUGAGAAACUUGGUGGUGGUGGGAGUGGGGAGGAGGAAGAGGAGGAGGGUGAGGAUAAAAAGCCUCUGGAGGCUACACUAGAUGUGUGUGCACCUGAGGCUGGAGGGGGUCCUGUGUGUGAAGACAGUGGUAGUGGUACUGCUGGGGGCAGCAAGGAGACCGCUCUGGUGCAGGAGGAAGAGAAGGAGGUUGGAGUGGUUGCUCUGAGUGUCUACCUCACCUAUUGGGCUGCUGUCGGCUCUCUGCUUGCUCCAGCCAUCUUCAUAGCUCUCUUCCUUAUGCAAGGUAGGCUUUGAGCUCUGAUGAUGGUACGCCUUAGUUGAAGAAUGUGAGUAAUAUAUGCAUAAGUGCUGGCACGGGUAGAUAAUGUAUUGGUCCGAAGAAGGAAACAGUUCGCCUAUGGAAGUCGAACCCCGUGACUGGGAGAAAGCGUGAACUAAGCACUUAGCUAUACUUCACCCCUGGAUUUGUCCUUAGCUGUUUCCAGAGACUUACCAAAUUGUGUUCCCGUUUUCAACAGCUUUAAAGUUGCACGGACUUAGGACUUGAACCCUAAGGUUAGAUUCACAAUUGUGUGUCACAGUGCCCUGUUGGGAAGUACUGCGUCGCGUCAUGUCACAAAGGAUUCUAUCCUCGCGAUGCGCCAACGCUGCACGGCGGACUGGCGACAUUGUGAACUUAGCCAUAAUUGUUUCUGUUUGAUGCUGUUUCUUUUCUGAGCGUGGGCUCUUUUUCUCGCAGCCUCAAAGAACGUGAGUGACUGGUGGCUGGCCUACUGGAUCUCCCACACUCACCGCCACCCUGGGAGCAACUUGACCCUCUCCUCAUCUCUCCUUCUUUCACCAGCCACACUCGGCACUUUGCUGGAUGACGGCUCGGCCAGUGGUGAUGGUAAUGCUACCGUCCUGAGGGAAGCGGCGGAUAGUUUGAUAUUCUACCUGGGAAUAUACGGAGGCCUUGCUGCAGCUAACUCAGUGUUCACGCUGUUCCGAGCCUUUCUCUAUGCCUAUGGAGGUGUGUGUGCUGCUAAAGUCCUGCACAAGAAGCUCUUUCACUCUAUUCUCAGAGCACCCACCGCCUUCUUUGACGUCACUCCUAUAGGACGAAUUGUGAAUCGCUUCUCUUCUGAUAUUUAUUCCAUAGACGACAGUCUCCCAUUCAUCAUGAACAUCCUCCUGGCCCAGGUCUAUGGUCUGCUGGGUACUCUAGCAGUCACCUGCUAUGGUCUGCCCUGGUUCUCUCUCCUACUGCUACCACUGGCUGUCCUCUACUACUACAUUCAGAGAUUCUACAGAAGAACAUCUAGGGAGCUGAAGAGGUUGUCUUCAGUCACGCUGUCUCCGGUGUAUGCCCACUUCUCAGAGACGCUGGCUGGCCUGUGGACCAUUCGGGCUCUCCGGGCCACCGUGAGGUUCAUCCAGGAGAACCAGGACAGACUGGACGUGAACCAGAGAGCCAACUACGGCAGUUAUGCGGUGGCUCAGUGGCUGGGGCUAUACCUGCAACUACUAGGAGUGGCCAUGGUGGCUGGUGUCUCCUUCCUUGCUGUAUUGGAACAUCACUUCAGCUCCGUAGACCCUGGUCUGGUGGGUCUGGCCAUCUCCUAUGCUCUGUCGGUGACUGGGCUCCUGUCAGGGGCUGUCACGUCGUUCACAGAGACUGAGAAACAGAUGGUGAGUGUGGAGAGGGCCAUGCAGUACAUCAGUGGAGCUCCAGCAGAGAAAGACUCUGGAACUACUCAGCCUCCUCCUGGCUGGCCAUCUGCUGGAAGAGUUGAGUUCCACAAUGUGACUCUCAGCUACAGGUCAGACCAUCCUCUAGCUUUGGACCAUGUUUCAUUUGUCGCAAAACCAGGAGAAAAGAUAGGAGUGGUGGGUCGGACUGGGGCAGGCAAGUCAAGUCUCCUCCAGGCCCUAUUCAGGAUGGUGGACAUCAGCAGUGGCUCCAUCACCGUAGAUGGAGUUGACACAGCCUCCCUGCCUCUGGAGAGACUCAGGUCAGUGAUGGCUGUCAUUCCCCAGGACCCCUUCCUCUUCAGCGGUACUAUCAGAGAGAACCUCGACCCCUGUAAUCAGUACUCAGACCAUGAGCUGUGGUCAGUGUUGGAUCGCUGCCACCUCCGUUCCACUGUCUCCAACAUGGGUGGGCUCCAAUUGGAGGUGGAAGAGAGAGGGCGUUUGUUCUCCGUGGGUCAGAGGCAGCUGGUGUGUCUAGCGCGUGCUCUGCUGCGGAGGUCAAAGGUCAUCUGUAUUGACGAGGCAACGGCAAACGUUGAUCUCCAGACCGAUGCUCAUAUCCAGAGCACAAUUUCCCAAGAGUUCAGAGAGAGCACUGUUCUUACCAUUGCACACAGGAUCAAGACUGUGCUGCAGUGUGACCAGGUCCUGGUGAUGGAGCAGGGCAGGGUGAGGGAGUUUGGGCCUCCCUCUUCCCUCCUCCAGCAACCUGGCAGCUACUUCCUUGCCAUCUACAGUGAACACUGGUAGUGGCCACUGUGUACUACAUACGUACACUAUUACCAAUAACAUCUCUAAUUAAUUUAACAAAGAGACA
Geodia barretti is the source of this 4930-nucleotide messenger RNA. The record is from the annotation of a GenBank genome assembly. Lineage: Eukaryota; Metazoa; Porifera; Demospongiae; Tetractinellida; Geodiidae.